AUGAACAACAUCAAUAACAACUACCUCAAACUCAACGACAACAACCACCUCAACAACAACAACAACAAUACUAACAACAGCAACAACGACAACAGCAACGACAAUAACAACAACAAUAGCAGCAACAACAGCAACAACAGCAACAGCAUGGGUAAUAAAGAGAAAAAUAAAUUCGCCAGAUACACAUUGCAUGGAAGUUCAAAUUUCGAACGUUACAAACGAGACGAAAGUAACGAAGAGGGAGAAAUCAACCUAAGAAGAAAAUUCAAAUCAAUGCUCCAAACAUCACGUUCUCUAUCAAAAGAGAAAAAAUUUUCAUCACCCGGAAUUAUCAAAGGACCGAGAUCUUGGCAUCCUGCACAACGUCAGGGAAUACACGCGAUGAAACAUGGACACUACGAGCAAGCCGUUAUAUAUUUCACUAGUGUAUUGGAACAAUACCCUGAUAGCUAUAGUACUCAAUGUGAUCGAGCAACGGCUUUCUUGAAACUCGGAUAUUACGAUCGAGCCUUACAAGAUUUGGAUUCAGCUUUUCUACGAAAACCAAAUAAAUCACGCGUCUGGUGUCUAAGAGCUGAAGCGCAUUAUCAUCAGAAACGAUACGAAGAAGCAUUAAUUGAUCUGGGUAACGCGUUGCAUUUAGAAACCGAAAAUUACGAGGCUUUGCAAAUGCGUGCCAAAGUGUUACGAAAAUUAGGUCGGUAUUACAAUGCAAUCGAAGAUUUGGAAAGAGUGAUAAAAGCUAAUCCCAAAAAUGCCUCAGCAUUACAACUACGUGGCGAAAUUUAUUGUCUCAUUAAACAGUAUCUUGAAGCGAUCCCGGAUUUAACUCGAGCAUUACUAUACGGACACGAUAAUCAGAUAUCAAUAUUGCAAACGCGCGGCAAUGCUUAUCGAGAACUUGACCGUUUAAGUGAAGCGUUACAUGAUUUUGAUAAAAUAUUAAAAGAAGUGCCAAACCAUGCAGAGACAUUAAUUCAGAGAGCUGAAAUUUCUAACUUAAUGCAUGAUCCAAAAAAUUGUUUAAGUGAUUUAACACGAGUCAUACAAUUAGAGCCACAAAAUGCUUUAGCUUAUACUAAACGAGGAUUAAUAAAUAUUCAAAUGCGACAAUACGAGAGAGCUCUUUGGGAUUUAAAUACCGCUCUAGACAUUAAACCAAAUUAUCCAUAUGCAUUAAGUGUUCGUGGUGAAGCUUAUCGUGAAAUUGAACGUUAUGAAUUUGCUCUGCUUGACCUAAAUAAAUGCUUAGAACUUGAUCCAUCAGACUCGAUUCGUACUUCCGUUUUGAUAAGUCGUGCGACCGUUUAUCAAAAAUUAGCUCGAUACGAAGAUGCAUUAAUCGACUUGAACAACAUCUUAACAAAAAAUCCCAAGAAUGCCGAAGCACUUGCAAUUCGAGGUGACGUUUAUAAUCGACAGCAAGAAUAUAACAAAGCUUUAAUAGAUUUCGAAGAAGCUCUUAAACUUGCACCAAAUGACCCUGAUACAUUGAGAUCUCGGGGUGAGAAUUACGCUAUAAUGGGGCGAAAUCAAGAAGCGCUUCUUGAUUUUGACAAAUCUUUGGGGAUUGUGUCGGAUGACGCAUGGACAUUAUUAUUACGAGCUCGAGUAUAUUAUCGUCUUGAAAGAUACGAAGACGCACUUAAUGAUCUUGACCGAGCAUUACAAAUUUAUCCCAAGCAAUGGUAUCCAUUGGUAAUCCGUGGUGCUGUUCUCCGUUCCAUGAAACGUUAUAACGGUGCACUCGCAGAUCUUGACCAAGCGUUAACUUACACCCCAAAUGAUGCAAUCGGUAGACAAUUUCAAACACAAGCACUUGCAAAUCGUGGUGCAGUGUUAAGGAUUAUGGGAAGACACGAUAAAGCAAUCCACGAUUUGAAUAGAGUUUUAAAUCGUGAACCAAAUAAUGCGUUUACAUUAAGCCAACGAGGAGCUGUAUUUCGAUCAAUGGGUCGAUAUACUGAGGCGUUGGUUGAUUUAGAGAAAGCGAUAAGUUUGGAUCCACAAAAUACAUUUGCUAUUGUUGAAAAACAAAAGGUUAGUCGUGUCACUAAUCGUCAACCCACAAGACUUUCGUAUUCUAGUUAG
Ambispora gerdemannii is the source of this 2091-nucleotide messenger RNA. The record is from the annotation of a GenBank genome assembly. Lineage: Eukaryota; Fungi; Glomeromycota; Glomeromycetes; Archaeosporales; Ambisporaceae.